Messenger RNA from Rhinocladiella mackenziei CBS 650.93, 1470 nucleotides. RefSeq lists its product as uncharacterized. The record is from RefSeq and is a predicted model, not a curated record. The transcript has a single exon. The coding region runs from base 1 to 1470 and encodes 489 amino acids. Lineage: Eukaryota; Fungi; Ascomycota; Eurotiomycetes; Chaetothyriales; Herpotrichiellaceae.
AUGGUUCCGCGUUCUCCAACGCAUGCCUUCGAUCCUACCCCAGCUCUCGAACAUAAUCCGGUCAACUACUCUCCUCUGAAUUAUUUCAGAACAACGGGGGCCUCUCAAGAUCCGAGCAGCAGUAUUUUAAGAGGUGUUCGUUCCUCAGAUCCUCCGUCAUAUCCUCCUCUGCAAGGCCGUCACUCGAUCGCCACCACGAAUGUCUCACUCCUCCCACCAGUACCCUCUGCUAGUCAAUUACCAAAGCAAGGCUUUCAGAUGACAAACCCUACUCCGGAUGUAGACAUCACGGCUUAUAUGGAACAAUGUCGAUUGUGGAAUACACAGCUAAGAGAGUCUCAUGAAAGCGAGCGGAAAGCUUGGAAUAUAGAACGGACUGCGCUCAAGGCUCGCAUCGUCGAAUUGGAGCAAAAAUUGAAAAAGAGCAGAGAUCCAAAGAGGAGGUCAAGCAAUGAUUCUUCCAGUGCGAGCCUCCAUUCUUUCAGAUCCGAUUUCCAACCUUUUGUCCCCUUGAGAAAUAACGUCCCACCCCGAACCCGAAUUGGCUCCGAACCAGCCAUUUCAACACCUCCAGUCUGGAAAGGACCCGAGAGUACCCCUCCCGUUACCAGGGUUUUCUCUCAUGACGACGAUGUUAGUCACUUGCCAAGUAUUUCUGAAGAUGAAGCACUUCCACCGCUGUCAAAGGAAGUGUCGUCUAUAUCGGGCGAGCAGGAGAAGAUAGAGAAUGUUCCGGUACCAAUUGAACAGGUGGACAAGACUCUUGAUGGCAUUACCCUCAAAUCCGCCGCCUUGACUUCCUCGUUUGAUACAAUAAUCACAAGUCCACAUUUUGCGUCGCCGACUCUUUCUCCCGAACCACGGCCAAAACAACCGAUGGACGGACUCCUGCAGGUUGAUGUGAACUCAUUGCUGUCGCCGUUGGACGAAAAGUUGAAGAGACAUGCCGGCCAUACGCCAAUGGCUUUUGACGGCACGCUGUCUACAGGCAGCGAAAGCACUGGUCCAAUGACUCCCAUGCAGGAGAAACCUCGUGCACCUGCUCCCACGAAAAGACCGCCACUCCGUCCUUCUGAGAACUCCGAUUCUUAUUUUAAUUUUACAUCUGCAACCGACAAUCUGGAGGAUCUGGCCAAGAAAACCAUGUCAGCGGAGCGAGAACCGGAGCAGGAGCCCAUUCAUGAACCAGAAAACGACUCAGCUCUCAAAGGUCCUCUCACGCUUGAUUUUAGUGCGAGAACAGAAGCUGCUAGCGUUUUCCUGGAAAAGCUCGAUGCAAAGCUCUCCGAGGAGGCGGCACAUCGGUCCAGAGAAGACUCAUCUAUGUCGGAUGGCGGCGAAGAGAAGUCCAACGGGGUACCAGAAAAGCCCUCUGAUCAGGAACCAGAUGAUGAUAUGCCCAGGCUGAGGAUCAAAAACAGCAUGAACUUUGGUAGCGCAUGGGGUGGAGAUCAGCCCGGUCGUAUAUAA